AGUAGCAUACGGUGAACGUGAGCCAUUUUCUCGUUAAUUAAUUUGAUACCUACGGUGGCCGUUGAACUCACCGGAAAAUUCAGUACUUCUCCGGCUUCAAUGGCUCGUCCUUUUUUCUUACUCUACUCACUCUCCGACUCACUUAGAAGCUUGUUCUUCAUACCUACAGCCUUGGCUCUCACCACUUCUCUCUUCAUUCUCUUUUACAUCUCAUCAACCUCUAAUCUCUUCACCCCUCAUCUUCACCGCCAUUCUCGUCUCCAUUUCCUUCAAAACCCUAGCGGCCUUUCUCCCAAUUUGCAAAGUCAACCUCAAUCUACUCUCGAUUUUGACUCCUCCACCCCUAAAUUGGGGGUCACGGUGGAUCACGGCGGAGAUGCAAAACCUUUACGCAGCUCAAAUGGAAGAACUGUGAAUGUCUUCCAUGAUCAUGACAUCUUUAUAGAAGACUACAUCAAAAUGAACGAAAGUUUCAAGAUUUACGUGUACCCUCAUCCUAGAAACCACCCGUUCGCUAAUGUGUUACUGCCGGUAGAUUUUGAACCCGAAGGCAACUAUGCUAGCGAAAGUUUCUUCAAGAAAGCGCUCAACAAUAGUCAUUUCGUGACCAAAGAUCCCACCGAAGCCGAUCUCUUUUAUCUUCCCUUUUCGAUUGCAAGAUUAAGGCACGAUCCAAGGGUGGGAAUUGAUGGAAUCCAAGACUUCAUCAAAGAUUACAUUUUUAAUAUCAGCCAUAAAUACCCGUAUUGGAAUCGGACUGGUGGUGCUGACCAUUUCUAUGUUUCUUGCCAUUCAAUCAGUCGGUCUGCCGUUAGGAAAGCAGAGGAAAUCAGACUCAACGCCAUUCAAGUUGUGUGUUCUUCGAGCUACUAUGUAUCUACGUAUGUUCCUCAUAAAGAUGCAUCCUUGCCACAAAUUUGGCCUCGGCUAGAAGGUGAUCCCCACAAUGUUACAUCAUCCGUAAGGAAAAAGCUAGCUUUCUUUGCAGGAUCUAUGAAUUCCCCUGUUCGUGAAAGGCUUAUCAAAGCAUGGCAGAAUGACACGGAGAUUUCUGUGCAUUCUGGUCACCUAAACACGCCUUAUGAAGAGGCGCUUCUCGACAGCAAAUUCUGUCUCCAUGUCAAGGGAUUUGAGGUAAACACAGCCCGCAUUGGUGAUGCAUUGCAUCACGGAUGUAUCCCCACAAUCAUCGCGAACCACUAUGAUCUUCCAUUUGCAGACAUAUUAAACUGGAAAAGCUUCUCAAUAAUCAUUGCCACAUCGGACAUCCUGUCCCUACAGAAGAUCCUCACAAGUAUAAGCACCGAUGAGUAUGCCCAGCUGCACAACAACGUACUCGAGGUUAGAAAACAUUUCCAGUGGCAUGUUAUUCCUGUUGGUUUUGACGCGUUUUACAUGGUUAUGUAUGAAUUAUGGCUUCGCCGAAGCUCUGUUAGGGUUCCAUUGAGUUAGAGGUUGAUAUAUAAUGGUAUUGGCAUGAUUCUUGCAUAUCUUGAGUCAUUGUGAAUAUGAGUUAAAACAUGACA
Cynara cardunculus var. scolymus (artichoke) is the source of this 1526-nucleotide messenger RNA. RefSeq names its product probable glycosyltransferase At5g03795. Bases 100 to 1452 code for a protein of 450 amino acids. The transcript has 3 exons. Gene Ontology annotation, molecular function: glycosyltransferase activity. NCBI's taxonomy places the organism in Eukaryota, Viridiplantae, Streptophyta, Magnoliopsida, Asterales, Asteraceae. The record is from RefSeq and is a predicted model, not a curated record.